Molecule: messenger RNA, 513 nt
Organism: Fomitiporia mediterranea MF3/22
Lineage: Eukaryota; Fungi; Basidiomycota; Agaricomycetes; Hymenochaetales; Hymenochaetaceae
Exons: 3
Coding region: 1-513 (170 amino acids)
Source: RefSeq, a predicted model, not a curated record
AUGGGCCCACGCCGUCCACCACUCACCUCUCCUGAGCCAAGUCCGCCCGCACCACCCACUUCAUCCUCUCCCUUCGAGCCAGAACGUCCUAGAGAUACACCUUCGAAGUCAUCCACAACUAUUACUGAGUUCACUGCACCUCCGAUUGCGCGUCGCGUCGUAGCUAGAGCAUGCAACGUGACCCACCCACACUCGCUACACGCUGUCGCAGUGCGUCCAUCUUUUCACUCUUAUUGUCACUUGCUAAUCACUCUAAGCUCGUCUCACAGGCGCAGCCUCAAUCUCCACAACCUGCUCAACCUCAUUCCACACACACUCGCAGUUCAACUUGCAGGGACCGAGCAACGACCAAAACGUGGUGACGAAGACUACAUCGAACGGCCUGAGAAUGCGGUCAUCCUUGUCCAACACAAAUCCCACUCGCAGAAGAAUGAGGCAGAGGCAGCUGGUGGUGUAGGGGUUGGGACUGUAGAAAUGGCGUAUUAUUUACUAUUUUUGUAUUCUAUAAUUUAA